AUGUUCGAAAAGGCUUUGCGAUCGGCCAAUUUUUAUAUGAGAGUUAUCGGUAUUCCUACAGAUAUUAGAGACGGUAAUCGGACCCUUAUGGAGCGUUUGCGUAAUCGUUGGUUUUACUGCAUAAAUUUUUUGUGGCUCAAUACUGACGUUGCCGGUGAAAUUACGUGGUUUGUUAAAGGCUUGUUAAAUGGCAGCAGUACACUCAUAGAGAAUACUUAUUUAAUACCUUGUCUCACUCUCUGUAUUUUGGGAAACGUCAAGACAUUUUUCACGAUAAAAUACGCUAAUCAUAUAAUCGAUUUGGUUGCUAUUCUGAAAGAUCUUGAAAUAAAAAAUAAUGCAGCAAGGAAAAAUGAAACUGAAAUCGUUAAGGAGCGCCUGAAAUUCUUGACUACGUCAAAUAAAUUUCUCUUAUUUGUGAUUGGAACUGGUAUAAUAGCAUUUGGAAUUGGCCCUCUAAUGUUAACUGCAUCCAUUUACUUCUCGUCUGGAGACAUGAAAUUAAAAUUACCCUUUUUGAUUUGGUAUCCAUUUGAUUCUUCAGAUAUUCGAUAUUGGCCUUUUGUGUAUGUACAUCAAGUAUGGUCAGCCUGCAUAGCUUGUUGUGCAGUUUACGGGCCGGAUUGUUUUUAUUUCACUUCUUGUACUUUUAUUCACAUACAUUUUAUUCAUUUGCAAAAUGAUAUUACAAAUGUUAUCGUGGAGUCGUCUCGGGCUCGUAAGAACGGUCUUUAUCGCGGCUGUCAUCAGGCGUUUUUGGAGCUGACAAACCGGCACAAAGAUUUGAUACGGUGCGUUAAUUUGUUGGAAAUAAUUUAUUCGAAAUCGACUUUGGUCAAUGUAGUGAGCAGUUCUCUUCUGAUAUGUGUAACAGGAUUCAAUGUUAUGGUAACUUUUUGUUGGUUUGCCGCACCGUUUGCGUCUUUCCUGGCUCUUGGUCUGGUGCAAACCUAUUUACUUUGCUAUUAUGGCGAUACCAUCAUGUGCUCUAGCACUGAGGUUAGUGACGCAGUAUAUAAUAGCACUUGGUACGGUACGAAUAUUUCACAGAUGAGGGAUUACUUAUUUGUAAUGAAAAGAGCUCAGAAGCCGUGUAAACUGACAGCGUACGGCUUUUCUGAUGUCAACUUGAGGACUUUUUCACGGAUUCUGAGCACAGCUUGGUCGUACUUCGCCUUGUUGAUUACAAUUUACCGUGGCAACGGUCAGCAGUAG
This is a messenger RNA of Bombyx mori (domestic silkworm), 1215 nucleotides long. RefSeq names its product olfactory receptor 25 (gene Or-25). NCBI's taxonomy places the organism in Eukaryota, Metazoa, Arthropoda, Insecta, Lepidoptera, Bombycidae. Gene Ontology annotation, molecular function: olfactory receptor activity; odorant binding. Bases 1 to 1215 code for a protein of 404 amino acids. Gene Ontology annotation, cellular component: plasma membrane. The record is from RefSeq and is marked provisional. Gene Ontology annotation, biological process: sensory perception of smell; detection of chemical stimulus involved in sensory perception of smell. The transcript has 7 exons.